This is a messenger RNA of Equus quagga, 1648 nucleotides long. It is a transcript of the gene ACBD4, whose product is annotated as acyl-CoA binding domain containing 4. Gene Ontology annotation, molecular function: fatty-acyl-CoA binding. The transcript is spliced from 11 exons. Gene Ontology annotation, biological process: fatty acid metabolic process. The record is from RefSeq and is a predicted model, not a curated record. Bases 575 to 1531 code for a protein of 318 amino acids. Lineage: Eukaryota; Metazoa; Chordata; Mammalia; Perissodactyla; Equidae.
UUGAGGCGCUCGGAUCAGUGGGACCCGGGUUCAGCUGAUAGACGCGGGUUUCCACCAGGGGGCGCGAGGACUACGCGUCUUUUCACUAAGUCCACCAGGGGGCGCCUCCGCCCGCUCCUGGCGGUCCGGGGUUGGGGAGUCGACCCACGGAAUCGCCCCUCCCAACUGGGAAUCGCACAGCUAAACUAUUUGCAUAAUCUUGAAAGGGCCGCUCUGAGUGGUUGAGACAUAUAAACUGAAUCUGAAACGGGCUCUCUCAUUGGCUUAAAUUUUCCCCUCCGCUCCGCGUCCCCAUCCCGGCCAGAUUGGGCCCGGAGGUCAGUCGGAAGCCUCCGGCUAGUGGCGAAAGAGGACUCAGGUGUCCCAGGAGAGGACUCCGAGGGGAGUUGGAGAGGUGCAUCUAAGUGGGACUGCGACCCUUGCCACCUGCCACUCCACCCACCCGCCGAGGUCCUCUUCAUCCACCCUGGCUCAGCCACACUGGGGUAGGAAGGAGUCUCCUCAGCCGCAGUUUCUGACCUGACUUCCCGAGAAUCGCUCAAAAGUAGGACCCCAGGGAUCUGUGCAGCUGAGUAUGGGUACCGAGAAUGAAAGCCCAGAACCGGACUGCCAGAAACAGUUCCAAGCCGCAGUCAGCGUCAUUCAGAACCUGCCUAAGAAUGGCUCUUACCGCCCCUCCUACGAAGAGAUGCUACGAUUCUACAGCUACUACAAGCAGGCUACCAUGGGGCCUUGCCUGGUCCCCCGGCCUGGGUUCUGGGACCCCAUUGGACGAUACAAGUGGGACGCCUGGAACAGCCUGGGCAAGAUGAGCAGAGAGGAGGCCAUGUCCGCCUACAUCACUGAGAUGAAGCUGGUGGCACAGAAGGUGAUCGACACAGUGCCUCUGGGUGAGGUGGCAGAGGACAUGUUUGGUUACUUCGAGCCCCUGUACCAGGUGAUCCCUGACAUGCCGAGGCCCCCGGAAACCUUCCUGAGAAGGGUCACAGGCUGGAAAGAGCAGGUACUGAAUGGAGACGCUGGGGCUGCCCUAGCGCCUCCCUGCCUCCCCAAGGAACCAGCACCCCCAGGCCCAGAGUCCCAGCCACCCAGGGACCUGGAUUCCGAGGUUUUCUCUGAUUCCCUGGAACAGCUGGAGCCUGAGCUGCAGGUUUGGGCAGAGCAGAGGGGCGCCCUUGGAGGAGAGCCUGACAGCAGAAACAGCCCUGUGCCCCCCCCCAGAGAAAGACGGGUUGGAUGGCAACCUGCUGGGGCCCCAGGAAUUGGACGCAUGGCUGGUGGGGACAGUUCGGGCCCUGCAGGAGAGCAUGCGGGAUGUCCAAGGGAGACUGCAGAGCCUGGAGAGCGUGUCUGGUCCCCGCAAGCAGAGGCCCCAGCCCAGUGCCCGGCCUUGGCCCCUCAGGCUCUCGGGUCCCAUGCUGCUCUUCUUCCUCCUGUGGCCCUUCAUUGUCCAGUGGCUCUUCCGACACUUUCGGACCCAGAAGAGGUGACUCAAUGGCGGAGUCUCUGCAGCCAGUUGAGGAGGCUAUGAGCCCCUGUCCUGCUGUACCCUGAGCCUUCCUAGGGUUUAGGAGAAGAACAGCAUUAACGCGCGCCCUCCUCGCCAAUCGGUGUUUGCCUUGGCACCCCUCCCCUAAUGCAGGGGCCG